Messenger RNA from Rhodofomes roseus, 3116 nucleotides. RefSeq names its product phospholipase A-2-activating protein. NCBI's taxonomy places the organism in Eukaryota, Fungi, Basidiomycota, Agaricomycetes, Polyporales, Fomitopsidaceae. Gene Ontology annotation, molecular function: ubiquitin binding. Gene Ontology annotation, biological process: proteasome-mediated ubiquitin-dependent protein catabolic process; ubiquitin recycling. The record is from RefSeq and is a predicted model, not a curated record. Gene Ontology annotation, cellular component: nucleus; cytoplasm. The transcript has 18 exons. Bases 406 to 2820 code for a protein of 804 amino acids.
GUAUAGGGACUAUGUCGUAAUUCUCAUCAAUCGAUGCAGAACGUAUUUGACUGGAUUGUCACGGCUUUUGAGUUCGCGCUGCGUAAGCCGCCGCCGAGGAAAGUGUACGCGUGGCCGGCUCGUUUGUUCAGUGUGCCCGAGCGUACUCAGUCUGGUACUGUGCCGCUGUAUACCGUUGUGAGGCCGUAAUAGCACCGUCAGACAGUGAGGGCAUCACUGUAAGGAGUAGCGCAGUGGGCAGGAGAGCUGUGGCAAGGGCGCUCGCGCUCGGCCGUCGGAAGACAUCCAGGUCUGGACGAGUUGGCUGCAUCUCAAUUCUCCUCUUGCCAGAUAAGUCUUCUGGUGUCCCGGCCGCGACCAUCGCGCGUUCUCUUCCUUCCCUCACGAGCACCGACUCCUGCCGCGAUGCCCUACAAGCUUUCGGCGACGCUCACUGGUCACACUGCUGAUGUGCGGGCCGUCGCUUCCCCGACCAAUGAUCUCGUCCUCUCUGCUUCGCGGGACAGCACCGCGGUCUCGUGGGUUCGGAACACGGAUGCCCCAGGAUUCAACCAGUCCGUCACCCUGCGGGCGGGUUCACGAUACAUCAAUGCCGUAACAUACCUCCCACCCACACCCGACGAACCGCUAGGAUAUGCGGUGACAGGAGGACAAGACACCGUUAUCAACGUCUUCGCUCUCUCGGCUAACUCAAACGAGCCCGCGUACUCCCUCAUCGGCCACACCGACAACGUAUGCGCUUUAGACUCUGCGCCGGGCGGGUUGGUCAUCUCUGGAUCUUGGGAUCGAACGGCUAAGGUCUGGAAGAACUUCAAGCUGCUCUAUGAUCUCACUGGGCACCAGCAAUCCGUAUGGGCAGUGCUGGCCAUAGACUCUCAACAGUUUCUGACAGGCUCAGCCGACAAUACCAUCAAGUUGUGGAGCCAGCAGAAAAACAUCCGAACGUAUCCCGGGCAUACGCAAGCGGUCCGCGGUCUUGCACUAUACACGGACAUUGGCUUUGCGUCGUGUUCGAACGACAGUGAGAUCAAGAUAUGGACCAUGGAAGGCGACCUUGUCCAUACCCUCUCCGGACAUACAUCAUUCGUGUACAGUAUCUCUGUAUUGGAGAAUGGUGACAUUGUAUCGGGAGGAGAGGAUCGUACAGUGCGCAUCUGGAGAGAUGGAGAGUGUUCCCAGACGAUUGUUCACCCUGCCAUCUCCGUCUGGUCCGUAUCUACCAUGCCAAACGGUGAUAUCGUGACAGGAUGCAGCGAUGGUGUCGUGCGCAUCUUCAGUCAUGACGAUUCCCGUCAGCUCCCGGGAGAAGAACAGAAGGCCUACGACGACCAAGUCGCGAGUCAAGCUCUGCCCGCGCAGCAGAUUGGCGACGUCAAGAAGUCGGAUCUGCCUGGCUUGGAGGCGCUCUCCUCGCCAGGCAACAAACCUGGCGAGGUGAAGAUGAUCCGGAACGGAGACAACGUGGAGGCCCAUCAGUGGGACAGCGCGUCGUCCAGUUGGCAGAAGAUCGGCGACGUCGUGGAUGCCGUCGGCUCCGGGCGGAAGCAGCUAUACGAAGGGAAGGAAUAUGAUCACGUCUUUGAUGUCGAUGUACAGGAAGGCAUGCCUCCCCUCAAGCUACCCUACAAUGCCACCGAGAAUCCAUAUGUAGCUGCGCAGCGGUUCCUGGACGCUCACGAGCUUCCAAUGUCUUACUUAGACGAGGUCGUGAGGUUCAUCGAGAAGAACACGGGUGGCGUGAGUCUAGGUGGCGGGCCCCAGUACUCAGAUCCAUUCACAGGUGGUUCUCGGUAUCAGCCCGCGCAAGCGGGCGCUGCGGGUCGCGGACAGGAUUACAUGGAUCCUUUCACGGGUGCAUCGCGAUACCGUGCCGCGCCGACUGCAUCAUCUGUGACGCCUUCUACAUCGCCUCCUCGGCCUGCCCCUGCGACAUCGUCGAAAGUCAUCCCGGUCCGCACGCCAUUGGCUUUCCGCCAAGCAAAUGUUUCGGCGAUGCAGGCGAAGUUGCACCAGAUCGAUCAAAGCCUUCGGAACGAGAUUUCAACUUCAUCGUUGGCAAUGUAUCCUCAAGAGCGUACCCGCAUCGACGAGUCCUUCGCAUUCCUCUCCGCUCUGGUUUCUCAGCUUGCGCAUUGGAACAACCCACCGCCCGGCACAAAGCCGCCCACGCCACGUCACCUCGAUGCUAUAAGCGCAUUACUUGAGCGAUGGCCUCGGGAGUCGUUGUUCCCUGUGAUGGAUCUUGGUCGCCUCUUGCUUGCAUUCUGCCAGAACUUCUCCCAGGACACACCUCUGAAACAUCGCUUCUUCGCAGCCAUGAUGAACGCGUCGUCGUGGAAGGAUCCUUGGGAGACCCCGCUGUCGCGAUCACGGGAAACGAACACGCUUUUCUUCCUACGCGCCCUCGUGAACACCUUCCAGGAUACUCUGUACGAUGAUGAGGCGUGGGUCAAAUCGAUGCUGCAAGACAUUGUCCAGCAGCCUUACAGCAAUCUAACGAAGGCUCAGCGAGUUGCAUGCGCGACCAUCAUGUUCAACCUCAGUUGCAUCGGCCUAAAAGAGCCGUUGGGGCCGGAGUUGGCCGCGUAUCUGUACAACCUCAUUUUGAAUGGGCUUCAGGAGGAGAAGAGCGAUCCGGAGGCGGCGUACCGCGCGCUGGUGGCGAUAGGAAAUAUCCUGUACGCCGCCAAAGAGAGGGGACAGAAACCAAGCGCGGAGCAACUUACUACUGUCAAGCAGUGCAUGUCGUCGCUCCGUUCGACAUUCUCCGAUGAUCGCGUCAAGAACGUCUCUUCGGAGAUCGAAGACCUGCUACGAUGACCGAAAGACUCUUUUCUGGGCGCACCCGAUGGUAGUGGAUGCUCUCCCCUGGGUUCUUGGCUAUGGUCUCGGCGCCCAUCGGGCAGGCGGGGUGCUUUCUUGCCCCGAGACUACUGGAAGGAUUCACCAAUGUAAUAUGUGUAAAACAGUGCGGUACGGACAGUGAUGAUUUAUAUCAAUAGGCGGUUACAUGGACCGUAAUGGCCGGCAGACUGUAGCACUUCAGAUCUACAUAUUCUUGUCAAUUCGUACGUAGAGAGAGAAGACAGCGUAUGGUAUCCCCGAUUCACAACUCA